Malania oleifera is the source of this 1071-nucleotide messenger RNA. RefSeq lists its product as uncharacterized. Lineage: Eukaryota; Viridiplantae; Streptophyta; Magnoliopsida; Santalales; Ximeniaceae. The coding region runs from base 1 to 1071 and encodes 356 amino acids. The transcript has a single exon. The record is from RefSeq and is a predicted model, not a curated record.
AUGGACAUUAUCCAAACUAGAAAUGUUUAUACUGGUCCUUGGAUGCUUAUGGGAGAUUUUAAUUGUGUUUGGAAUAAUGAGGAGAAGAGGAAUGGUGUACUUGUGUCGAUGUAUGAUAUGAAAGAUAUAAGUGAAUGUUUUGAUAUUGCAGGACUGACUGACCUAAAAUCCUCAAGAUGUUUUCUCACUUGGUCUAAUGGGAGAGUAUGGUGCAAACUUGACAGAGUUAUGGUGAACCAGGGAUGGUUUAUGAAUGACUGGAAUGCACAGGUCAAUUUCCAGUUUCCUAGGAGUAUGUCUGAUCACUCAAUGUCUCUGGUUUCCUUGUUUGCAGAACAGGAAUUGGGGAGACUUCCAUUCAAGUUCUUCAAUAUGUGGACAAUUCACCCUGAGUUCCAGGAGAGAGUUAAAGAUGUCUGGCAGGGAAGCUUUGAUGGUUGCAUGCAAUACUGUUUUGUUAAGCAGCAAGCUUUAAAAAAAUCAUUAAGGUCUCUGAAUGCCUUACAUUACUCUCACAUUUCAGCUCGUGCUGAGAGGGCAGAUGCUGAAUUAAUGGAGAUCCAGAGUAAGUUACAUGAUGACCCCUCUUGUGUAGAGUUACAAGAGGAAUUGAGGAAAAAGAAAUGUGAAGCCAUUAGAUUGGAGAGUGCUAACAGAAUGUUUUUAUCCCAAUUGGCAAAGUGUAAAUAUAUGAGACACAAUGACAGGAACUCUUCUUUUUUCCAUGUUGUACUAAGGAGGAACAGAUGCAAAAAUCAUAUUGCAGCUGUAAUGAAACAAAAUGGGGAACUUACAAAGUCAUAUGAUCAAGUGGCUGCUGAAUUUGUGAAUUACUACUCUCAAUUAAUUGGCACUGAGUGUUGCUCCAAGAUAAAUGUUCGGGUGGUAAAAAGGGGUCCUGUCUUGAAUGACUUGAGAAGGAACGAAAUGAUACAACUUAUUUUAGAUGAGGAUAUCAGAAUGGCUUUGUUCAGCAUAAGGGACGAUAAAGCACCAGGGCCUGAUGGUUCUCUGCAGGUUUUUAUAAAAAGGCGUAGAACACUAUUGGUUAUGAAUUCAGUCAAGUUGUGA